Messenger RNA from Ostertagia ostertagi, 600 nucleotides. NCBI's taxonomy places the organism in Eukaryota, Metazoa, Nematoda, Chromadorea, Rhabditida, Trichostrongylidae. The record is from the annotation of a GenBank genome assembly.
AUGAUGCGGCCGAAAGAAGGGGCAGUGAAGUUAGCUCGAGCUUCCGAGAUACUCCUUGAGGCCACAAAACUGCUCUCGGCUUCUCGAUCUCCAAAACAUCAUCUCAUCGAUCACGUUCAAGAGCCAAACAUUCCAAAAACUGAUCUUGACUGGUUCAUCUCACAAUUCUCCCCGCCGGACAAAUGUCUAACACAAAAUCUUCCAUGUGACCACACAGCCAAAUACAGGCAAUUGUUCCCAUUAUAUAUACAAUUGCCCUUUUCGCAGAUCACCACUACAAUUUUAAGGUUACACUCCGGCUGGUGUAACAACCUUCAGCGUCCUGAGUUCGGCAUGGCAUUUCAACCGUUCAUGUAUCUUUUGCCACCCGAAUAUGACGACGGAAUUGAAAAACCAAGAAGUACAACAUCCAGAGAUACACCACUUCCAAAUCCACGAGUUAUCUCCAACAUCGUUCACCGAGAUUUUCCUGCCACCCAUCCUAAGUACUCGCAUAUGAUCAUGCAGUUUGGUCAGUUUAUCGGCCACGAUAUCACACAUGCACCUGUAGAGCAAGGUCCAGCAGGCGAGACACUGAACUGCAGCAGGUCAGUGGUUUAA